Neocloeon triangulifer is the source of this 3604-nucleotide messenger RNA. RefSeq names its product DNA-directed RNA polymerase I subunit RPA2 (gene RpI135). The transcript is spliced from 16 exons. NCBI's taxonomy places the organism in Eukaryota, Metazoa, Arthropoda, Insecta, Ephemeroptera, Baetidae. The record is from RefSeq and is a predicted model, not a curated record. Gene Ontology annotation, cellular component: nucleus; RNA polymerase I complex. Gene Ontology annotation, molecular function: DNA-directed RNA polymerase activity; ribonucleoside binding; DNA binding. Gene Ontology annotation, biological process: DNA-templated transcription. Bases 129 to 3512 code for a protein of 1127 amino acids.
ACAUUGCAGGUAACAACAAUUUUGAGUCCAUGUGCUCGUCUUUGUCUUGUGCCCAUGUGCGUUGUGAAAAAAAUCAACAAAUUUGCAGUUUUUUACAUUAAUUAGCUGAGGAGCUCGUUUUGCUCAGCAUGGAAGAACACCAGGCGCCGAGUCUUCGGCACCUGACGUCCCCGACGUUCGGAAUUCCGCCGGAAAAGCCGAACCCGGUGCUCGAGUCUCUCGGGACACCGCACAUUGAAUCGUUCAACUGGAUGCUGAGCGACGGCUUUGAAUUGGUGACCAAGUACCUGGAACCCUUGCAGUUUGAAUUGCCCGACGAAAAGACGCGCGUUUCUUUUUCCAUUUCGGACUUGAAGCUGCACAGACCAGCCAUUCACCAAUCUGAUGUUCCGAUCAAGAGUGUGCUUAUCCGGCCGAGCGAAUGUCGACAACGAGCCGAAACCUAUAAGGGACUUUUUACGGCCAAACUAAGCUGGACGUUAAAUGGCGAUCCUCGAACGCCUAUCAAUUUAAAUCUAGGCGAGAUUCCUGUUAUGGUUAAGUCUAAAGCGUGUCAUCUGAGUGACAUGUCUCCCCGCCAACUUGUGAAUGCUGGUGAGGAGGAGGACUGUUGGGGCGGCUUUUUCAUAAUCAAAGGACACGAGCGGCUCGUCCGCAUGCUGAUCAGCACAAGACGCAAUUUUCCGGUGGCCCUGCAGCGAGGCUCUUGGAAAAACAGGGGUCCGUCCUUCUCCGACCUAGGCAUUGUGAUGCGUUGUGUGUCCGAAGACUUGCGAUCUGUGAACAAUGUGGUGCACUUUUUGCUCGAUGGCUCGUGCAAAUUCAUGUUUUCCCACGAAAGGACUUUGUGUUUUGUGCCCGUCAGUGUGAUGCUGAGGGCACUGAGUGAGCGCAGUGACCUCGACAUAUUCCACAAUCUGCUGCAUGGCGCUGAGGACGAUCAAUACUAUCAGGGGUGUUUGAAAACAAUUUUGCGGCAGGCCCAUGACGAAAAGGUUCACACAAAGCAGGACGCACUCAAGUUCCUUGGGAGUAACUUUAGAUAUAAAUUUCGUCGACUCCCAACUUGGUACACGGAUGAAGAAGUUGGAGAGUUUAUAAUUAGACGCUCUAUUUGCAUCCAUUUGGAGAACGACGAAGACAAGUUUGAGUGCAUUUGUGAGAUGGUGCGCAAGUUGUACGCAUUAGUACAGAAUAGAAUCAAGACCGAGUCGGCGGACAGCGUCAUGAUGCAUGAGGCCCUGCUUGGUGGAAAUCUGUACAUGCAAGUGAUUGGAGAUAAACUGGAAAAGUGGCUCAUCCUUCUGAAGUCUGUCAUGACAAAACGAAUUGCUGCCAAAGGAAUAAAAAACUAUCAUUUAAAUCAAGAGGAGCUGGAAGCCUGCAUCAAGCGUUGUGGCACAUUUGAGAGUUCAAUGGCUAAUUUUUUGGCCACUGGAAAUCUUGCAACCAUCUCAGGCUUGGGACUUAUGCAAGACAAAGGGUUGACCAUUGUGGCCGAGAACAUUAACAGAAUGAGGUACAUGUCCCAUUUCCGAGCCAUUCAUAGAGGCUCAUUCUUCCAAGAAAUGAGGACAACGGACGCUCGUCAGCUUUUGCCAGAUGCUUGGGGCUUCAUCUGCCCUGUCCACACCCCUGAUGGAACGCCCUGUGGUCUUUUAAACCACUUGGCCAAGAACUGUAUUGUAACCACUGCACCUGAGAAAAUCGACGAGCUGCCCGAAAUUUUGCGCUCUCUGGGCGUUGUUCCUAUCGAAGACCGUCCUGCAGCCAACAACCACUACUUUGUGCAUGUGGACGGUCGAGUCAUGGGGGUGAUCAAGCGGGAAAAAGCACAAAAGAUGACCAACACCCUGCGCCUCUUGAAAAUCGAAGGCAAACGAAUAAGUUCGGGCGUUGAAAUUUGCCUGAUUGAAAAGGAAGAAGGCGUUCGUGGCCAGUAUCCAGGCAUUUACAUUUUCUCCGGAGCCGCUCGCUUCAUGCGACGCGUUCUUCACAUUGCCACGCGGAAAAUUGAAAUGCUCGGCUCUUUGGAGCAAGUCCGGCUGCAGGUGGCCGUCCGUCCCAAAGAGGUGGCCGAGUCCAAGGCCACCCACCUCGAGCUCUCACCCACAGCCUUUCUCAGCCUCUUGGCCAACUUGAUUCCCAUGCCUGACUGCAACCAGAGUCCCCGAAAUAUGUACCAGUGUCAGAUGGGAAAGCAAUCAAUGGGAAAUCCAACUCAUGCCUGGAGAUUGCAAGCUGAAACAAAAUUGUACCGAUUGUUGACUCCUGCAGCGCCACUUUUUAGAACUGCCCAUUAUGAUUCCGUCAACCUAGACAAUAAUGCCAUGGGCUUGAAUGCAAUUGUUGCUGUCAUUUCCUACACAGGCUAUGAUAUGGAGGACGCUAUGAUCAUCAACAAAUCUUCUUACGAACGAGGACUUGGCCACGGCUCCAUCUACAAGUCUGAAUUCAUCGACCUCACUCCAAACUCUUAUUUUGCCCUUGACCCUACCAAACCUGAGCUGACAGAGUUUUUAGACCACGAUGGUCUUCCCUUCAUUGGUUGUCAUUUGCAAGAGGGUGACCCUAUUGCCUGUUCCUACGACAUGGCAACUAACACAUUCAAAGUUCACCGGCACCACAGCAAGGAAGAAAUUUUGGUGGACAAUGUCAGACUUUGUGGUGUGCCACAAACUAGAACUCGAGGAGGUCACGCACCGAGAGUGUGCAUCACCUUCAGAGUGCCUAGGAACCCCACAGUGGGUGACAAGUUUGCCAGCAGGGCUGGUCAAAAGGGCAUCUGCAGUCGAAAGUGGCCGACCGAAGACCUUCCAUUCACAGAGUCUGGCCUCACCCCGGACAUUGUCUUCAACCCCCACGGUUUCCCAUCUCGAAUGACAAUCGCUAUGAUGAUUGAGCUUAUGGCCGGGAAAUCGGCAGCUGUGCAUGGAAGAGUGCACGACGCUACUCCUUUCCGCUUUUCAGAGCAAGACACUGCCAUUGAUUAUUUUGGCAAAAUGCUUGUCGAAGCUGGCUACAGUUAUUAUGGCACCGAACGAAUGUACAGCGGUGUGACCGGACAAGAGAUGGAAGCUUCCAUCUUCUUCGGCGUCUGCUACUACCAGCGACUGCGCCACAUGGUGUCUGACAAGUGGCAGGUGCGGUCGGUGGGCCCUGUCGACCCUGUGAUGCGGCAGCCGGUCAAAGGUCGGCGCCGAGGCGGUGGCGUCCGUUUUGGCGAGAUGGAGCGCGACUCGAUCAUUUCACACGGCGCCUCCUUCCUGCUGCAAGACCGACUUUUCCACUGCUCAGACAAAAGCCAAACCAUGUGUUGCACCAAGUGCGGCAGCGUCCUCAGUGUGUGUCUCGUGCCGAGUAAGUUGGGCGUCCCCGAGGCCCAGAACUGUCGAGUCUGCGGCCCUGGCGCCGGGGAAGUGAAGAGCGUCGAACUGCCGCACUCCCUGCGCUAUUUGGCCGCUCAACUUGCUUCUGUCAACAUUUCGCUCAAACUCGAGCUCACCAGGUGAAGAGACAAGAGAGACGCCUUUGAAGAGAUCCAACAUCAACAACUGCUGUGAGUUUUCAAUUAAAAUUUAUUAUUACCACUUGUUUUCUUUUA